Budorcas taxicolor (takin) is the source of this 873-nucleotide messenger RNA. It is a transcript of the gene FCER2, whose product is annotated as Fc epsilon receptor II. NCBI's taxonomy places the organism in Eukaryota, Metazoa, Chordata, Mammalia, Artiodactyla, Bovidae. The transcript has 10 exons. Gene Ontology annotation, molecular function: signaling receptor activity. Bases 1 to 873 code for a protein of 290 amino acids. The record is from RefSeq and is a predicted model, not a curated record.
AUGGAGGAAAGUUCCUACUCAGAAUUCACGAAAUUUUCCAGAAGGCGGAGGCCGUGCUGCUGUAGGGGAACGCAGCUGGCCCUGCUGGCGCUGGUGACGACGGCGCUGUGGGCUGGGCUGCUGACUCUGCUUCUCUUGUGGCACUGGGAAAGUGCACGAAACCUAAAACAGCUGGAGGAGACCGCCGCCCAGAACGUCUCUCAGGUGUCCAAGGACUUGGAAAGACACAAGGGUGACCAGAUGGCCCAGAAAUCCCAGGCUGCCCAGAUGAUGCAGGACAUGGAGCGAAUCCAAACUGAACAGAAGAGAAUGGAAUCUCAGGAGUCUGAGCUCUCCUGGAACCUGGAUGGUCUUCGAGCUGACCUGAGUGACUUGAAGUCCCGCGGCUUGAAUGAGAUGCGUCAGGCCUUGGACUCACUGGGAAGACUCCAAGAGGAGGUGGGAAAGUUGUGGAUCGAGCUACGGGCGUCCAACGGCUCUGUGUGCAACACGUGCCCCGAGGCAUGGAUCUAUUUCCAGAAGAAGUGCUACUACUUCGGGGAGGGCGCCAAGAAAUGGAUCCAGGCCCGGUACGCCUGUGAAGAUCUGGACGGGCGGCUGGUUAGCAUCCACAGCCCAGAGGAGCAGGACUUCCUGACCAAACGCGCCAACUGGAGGGGCUCCUGGAUUGGCCUUCGGGACCUGGACAUUGAGGGGGAGUUUAUCUGGAUGGACAAUCAGCCCCUGGACUAUAGCAACUGGCAGCCAGGGGAGCCCAACGACGGGGGCCAGGGUGAGAACUGCGUGAUGAUGCUGGGCUCUGGGAAGUGGAAUGACGCCUUCUGUGGCAGCGACCUGCACGGCUGGGUGUGUGACCGGCUGGCCACGUGCUGA